UUAGGCUUUAAUGACAAUAUCUUCUAAGAUUAAUGCAAAUAAAAGGAAAUCUACCCAAAUACGAUAUCAUGCAAGAUAUCUCUUAUUUCUUAACAAAAAUAACAAACAUGCAGAUAUUCUUGCAUGGUUAACGAAUAUUCUUUCGCUGAUCUCUUCCUUUCAAAUAAGAUUCUGCCAUAUCUUGCACUACAUCACCCAACCAAAUUCUUCUAAUAUAUAUCAACUGGCUCCAGGUUUUAGGUUUCAUCCAACUGAUGAGGAACUCAUAGUUCACUACUUGAGAAGCAAAGUCACUUCACUUCCCAUCCAAGCUUGUGUUGUCGCUGAAGUUGAUCUCUAUAAGUUUAACCCUUGGGAUUUACCAAAGAAGGCUACUUAUGGAGAAAAUGAAUGGUUCUUUUUUACUCCAAGGGAAAGGAAGUAUCCAAAAGGAGCCAGGCCAAACAGGAAAGCAGCUUCAGGUUAUUGGAAGGCAACGGGAACAGAUAAACCAAUUCUCACUUCUUGUGGGUCUCAUGCUAUCGGGGUCAAAAAAGCUCUAGUUUUCUACAAAGGUCACCCAGCUAACGACACGAAAACAAACUGGAUCAUGCAUGAAUAUAGAUUACUCGGAAACAUGUUCCAGCCUUCACGGGAGCGGGGAUCCAUGACGUUAGACGACUGGGUACUUUGUCGAGUACGGGAGAAAGACGACACCCAGAGAAAAAUGUGGCAAGGUCAAAGCAGUUAUAAGGCUGAACCCUUAGGACUAAUCCCGCAGGUUGCAGAGCCAUGCCCGAAAAUAAUAAACCCUUCCCCUGAUACAGUUACGGAAUAUCUCAACAAUGGCUGUUCACUACUGGCUUACAUCCUCGCUGCUCAUGAGGUUCCUCGUGUCGAGAACAGAUCAACGCUAAAUUGUGGAGAUGGAAAUGUUAAUAAAAACAACAGUACUGGAAUCCUAUCCGGUGGAAGUUUGCAAGGUGGAAAUGUUAAUAAUUACAGUAUUACUUCAAUCCAAAAAGAUAUGACGGUCCUGCAAACAACAGUCGUUGCAGACUCUUGCAUUAGUAACCUGAUCAAUCCAUUGAAGAGGAAGCCGAAUGAAGAGCAUGCAGAUUAUGAGUAUCCCGGCCAAUCAAACAGGAAGCUAAACACCUUCAAUCCUAAUAUGUUUACCUAUGGGUAUUAA
Molecule: messenger RNA, 1171 nt
Organism: Papaver somniferum (opium poppy)
Lineage: Eukaryota; Viridiplantae; Streptophyta; Magnoliopsida; Ranunculales; Papaveraceae
Product: NAC domain-containing protein 2-like
Exons: 3
Coding region: 11-1171 (386 amino acids)
Biological process (GO): regulation of DNA-templated transcription
Molecular function (GO): DNA binding
Source: RefSeq, a predicted model, not a curated record